AGGGGGGAGACGACGACGCCACCACCUACCAAACCCAUCGCACACGUCCCUUCCCUCCCCUCUCUCUCUAGACUAGACUCUCCUCCCUCCCUCGGCGUGGCGGUUGCACACCCCGUCGCCUACUCCAUUCCAUUGACCUCGCCUCGCCUCUCCCUCCCUCUCUCUCUCUCUCUCUCUCACUUCUCCUCCUUCCCAAAGGCCAAAGCUUGGAAUUUUCCCGUGCCGAGCGGGACCUUCCUUCCCCUCGCCGCGUACCCUGAUUCGCCGGCGGACACACCAAGGCAAACCCGGCCCGACCCGCGUGCGGUGGGGCGGGGUCCGUCUCUGGGUGCCUUCCGUGCCCGGUGCGUGCGCCGCGGGGCGCAUUGUUGCCUUGCCUUGCCGCACCCGCGGGAAUGGAGAUUCCCGCCGCCUAUUAAUCCUUCCUCAGAGGGCCCUUCUCUUUCUUGGAGGAGACACAAGCGCAGCGCCGCGGGAAAGCCGGGCGCCGCAUGGAUCGGGGCCUCCGGUGUGCCCGCCUCAAGCCGCGGUUUUGGCGUCUCGGCGAAGCGGGGCGGAGGAGGACGGCGGCGGCGCCGAGGCGGCAGGGCGGGAUCUCGGAGGACCCGCUCUGUUGACGUGUUCUUCUUCUCCUUCUUCCUUGGAAAAGAGGUGAUUUCGCCGCCGCCGAGGCGGCUCGGCCCAGCUCAGUCCCUGCGCUGCGCAGCUCUCUCUGUGCGUGCGUGGCGUAUUUGCUUUUUUUAGGUAGGUUGGGGGGGGGGGGUGGAGUUGGGUGGGAGGGGAGCUGGAAUUGAUUGCGGGGGGCUUCCUUGGAGGUCAUUGCAGCUCGAAUCUGAGCUCCUCUCCUUCUGAGGGAAUUGCCGAUUGCGUUCUGCAGUAAGAUUGGUUUGGAGCUCUGUUGCCCCCACUGUUCAACAAGAUUGGAGCAAGGUGGCUGCUUGACGGCGGUGGCGGCCAAGAACCCUGAAUCUGUGGCCCUGUCGGCUUCUCAGGGGCGUUCGGGGAGUGGCUUUGGUGCAGUGAUUCCAUUGAGUCUGGAGGAAUGGCGCGGCACCGGAUCAAGAGGCUGGAGAAGCUCAAGCUCAGCGCAUUGUUGACGUUCAUCCGCUGUCACAGGGGCCCCAGCGAUGAUCACUCGCGGAUUGGUACGGUGGGGUUCUCUCGGGUCGUGUACGUCAAUGAACCGGAUAGGCUCGGGGAGGAGGGAUUCAGAUACCAGCUGAAUGAGGUGUCCACAACAAAGUACAAUCUGGGCACCUUCCUGCCCAAGUCCCUCUUCGAGCAGUUCAGGAGGGUAGCCAACUUCUACUUCCUUGUCUCGGGUAUCCUUGCCUUGACCCCCCUCGCGCCUUACACGGCAGUGAGCGCGCUUGCCCCACUCUGUGUCGUGAUUGUGGCCACCAUGGCCAAAGAAGGGGUUGAGGACUGGAGGAGGAAACAACAGGAUCAUGAGCUCAAUAACCGGAUAGUCAAAGUGCAUAGGGGCAAUGGCAAUUUUGAAGAGACAAAAUGGAAGAACAUCAAAGUUGGAGGUGUAAUAAAGGUGGAGAAGGAUAAUUUCUUUCCCGCUGAUAUGAUUCUGCUUUCAUCUAACUAUCCGGAUGGAAUCUGUUAUGUAGAGACUAUGAACCUUGAUGGUGAAACAAAUUUGAAAAUUAAACAAGCUCUCGAGGUGACAUUGGAUUUAAAAGAGGACAUAAAGUUCAGAGAAGUCAGACAAACAAUAAAAUGCGAAGACCCAAAUGCAAACCUAUACUCUUUUGUCGGUUCAAUGGAAUGGAAAGGCCAGCAGUAUCCUCUGUCACCCCAACAGCUUCUUCUUCGGGACUCAAAACUACGGAACACAGACUACAUAUAUGGGGCUGUCAUCUUCACAGGUCAUGAUACUAAAGUGAUGCAAAAUGCUACUGAUCCACCAUCUAAAAGAAGUAAGAUUGAGAAGAAAAUGGAUAAAAUUAUUUACAUUCUGAUGUCAUCUCUACUCAUGAUUGCGUUACUUGGUUCUGUCUUCUUUGGGAUUUGGACCAAAGAGGAUCUAAGAGAUGGCAAGCUCAAAAGGUGGUAUCUUCGUCCAGAUGCUAGUACUAUAUUCUAUGAUCCAAAACGAGCUACUGUGGCAUCUUUCUUCCAUUUGUUGACGGCCUUGAUGCUGUAUAGCUACUUCAUACCAAUUUCUUUGUACAUAUCCAUAGAGAUGGUGAAGCUCUUGCAAGCUCUAUUCAUCAAUCAGGAUAUCGAAAUGUAUCAUGAAGAAUCAGAUAAGCCAACUCAUGCUCGCACGUCAAAUCUAAAUGAAGAACUAGGUAUGGUCAAUACAAUUCUAUCUGAUAAGACUGGGACAUUGACGUGUAACAUGAUGGAGUUCAUUAAGUGCUCAAUUGCUGGCACUGCCUAUGGUCAGGGUGUCACUGAAGUUGAGAGAGCUAUGGCUAUGAGGAAAGGGGCCCGGUUAGAUGAUGACAUUGAGAAUGGAGGCCACAAGGACAAGAAAAUUGACGACAGUCCUCAUGUUAAAGGGUUCAAUUUCAAGGAUCCGCGAAUAAUGGAUGGAAACUGGAUACAUGAGCCUAAUAAAGAUAUGAUAAGAGAUUUUUUCCGGCUCUUAGCCAUCUGCCACACAUGCAUAGCUGAAAAAGAUGAAAAUGGGAAGGUUUCAUAUGAAGCUGAGUCCCCUGAUGAAGCUGCAUUUGUUAUCGCAGCGAGAGAGUUAGGGUUUGAGUUUUACAAGAGGUCGCUGACAACUAUAAUUGUUCGUGAACGAGAUCCAAGUCAGAAUGUUGUUGAGAAAAGAAAGUAUGAGCUCCUAAAUAUAUUGGAAUUCAGUAGCUCAAGGAAACGGAUGUCUGUGAUAGUCAAGGAACCAGAGGGAAGGAUAUUACUUCUCAGCAAGGGCGCUGAUAGUGUGAUGUUCAGAAGACUUGCACCACAUGGAAGAAAAAUUGAAGAAGUUACAAGAAGACACAUAAAUGAGUAUUCUGACUCUGGUCUAAGAACCUUGGUUCUAGCAUACCGUGUCUUGGAUGACAAAGAGUACAAGGAAUUCAAUGAAAAAUUGAACGCUGCCAAAAUAUCUGUAAGUGCUGACAGAGAUGAAAAAAUUGAGCAGGCUGCUGAUAGCAUUGAAACGGACUUGAUUCUUCUUGGUGCCACCGCUGUUGAAGACAAGCUCCAGAAAGGGGUGCCUGAAUGCAUAGACAAGCUUGCACAAGCUGGAAUUAAGAUAUGGGUCCUGACAGGUGACAAGAUGGAGACAGCUAUAAAUAUUGGGUUUGCAUGCAGCCUACUUAGGCAAGGCAUGACACAGAUAAUCAUCACACUGGAACAAUCUGACAUCAUCGCAUUGGAGAAAAAUGGAGACAAACUUGCAAUUACUAAGGCAUCAAAGCAAAGGGUUAUGGAUCAGAUAGAGGUUGGGAUCAAACAGAUUCCACCUUCAACUCAAGUUAGCACUGAAUCAUUCGCACUAAUCAUUGAUGGUAAAUCACUAACUUAUGCUUUGGAAGAUGAUGUCAAGUUAAAGUUCUUGGAUCUUGCUAUCAAGUGUGCAUCAGUGAUUUGUUGCCGAUCUUCACCAAAACAGAAGGCACUGGUUACAAGACUUGUUAAACAAGUAACACAUAAAGUGACUUUAGCAAUAGGUGAUGGGGCAAAUGAUGUUGGGAUGCUUCAAGAAGCUGACAUAGGGGUUGGCAUUAGUGGUGCUGAAGGAAUGCAGGCUGUCAUGGCAAGUGAUGUUGCCGUUGCCCAAUUCCGCUUUCUGGAACGGCUACUUCUGGUGCAUGGACAUUGGUGUUACCGGCGCAUCUCAGUGAUGAUAUGCUAUUUCUUCUACAAGAAUGUUACUUUCGGUGUCACCAUCUUUCUGUACGAAGCGUUUGCAUCUUUCUCCGGGAAGCCAGCUUAUAAUGAUUGGUUCUUGUCACUCUAUAAUGUUUUCUUCACUUCCCUUCCUGUCAUUGCUUUGGGGGUGUUUGACCAGGAUGUGUCUGCCAGGCUGUGCAUACAGUAUCCGCAGCUCUACCAAGAAGGAGUGCAAAAUAUAUUAUUCAGUUGGCGUCGGAUACUUGGCUGGAUGCUUAAUGGUGUUAUGAAUGCUGUCUUGAUCUUUUUUUUCUGCAUCACUGCCUUUGAGGAUCAGGCAUUCCGUCAGGAUGGUCAAGUUGCGGGCUUGGAUGCCCUAGGUGUCAUCAUGUACACUUGUAUUGUAUGGGUCGUGAACUGUCAAAUGGCGCUCUCUGUGAACUACUUCACCAUAAUCCAGCACAUCUUUAUAUGGGGCAGCAUCGCAUUUUGGUACCUCUUCCUCCUGGUCUAUGGUGCCAUAAACCCGAGGUUCUCAACAACAGCAUACAUGGUCUUCAUUGAACAGUUGGCCCCGGCCCUUUCAUUUUGGUUGGUGACACUUUUCGUCGUGAUGGCAACACUUGUCCCCUACUUCAGCUACGCCGCAAUCCAGAUCCGGUUUUUCCCGAUGUUCCACAACAAGAUUCAGUGGAAAAGGUACUUAGGGAAGGCUGAAGAUCCGGAAGUAGCAAGGCAGUUGUCAUCACGGCAUCGGACAUCAUCACAGCAGAGGAUGGUCGGUAUCUCUGCUCGUCGAGACGGCAAGGCUAUGCAAAUAACAAGGGAGACAGAGCUAGAGGUUCGGGAAUAGCAUUUUCAGUAGAUUUUGCGUUUUGUACAGCUUAUAGGAUAUUGUCUCUGGAAAGAUGACAGCUGAACUGAUUGGAACCUGGGGAUUCCUGGAUUCCUGCUUUCUAUGAUGUUUGUCGUGGGAGCAGUUCCAGUUCAGAUGAUAGAGCAAGAUCACAGAUUGCUUAGAUAGAUCACAAGGAGGCCAAGAGAAUACCUGCUGUAAAGUUCAUUUUUUAGCAGUUCAAGGCUUUGUGGGUUUUUUUCGCCUUUCUCUCACACAUGUAGAUGCUUGUAACCAGAUUGGUAGAAUUUCGUUUUGCGUUGUCUUCCUUUUACCCCCCUUGCCUGUCCUAUCUCAAUUGUAUUUUAAACAAUAAUGGUAAGGCUUCUGAUUUGAGUGGCUUUCAUGUUUUAUUAUUUGGAAAGAAUCCUAAAUGGAUGAUUUCCGAUGUAAUUACACUUGUGUCUAAGAGAUUUAUGUAAAUUGCACUUGUUUGCAUGACUUUGCUAA
This is a messenger RNA of Panicum hallii, 5146 nucleotides long. RefSeq names its product putative phospholipid-transporting ATPase 9. The record is from RefSeq and is a predicted model, not a curated record. The transcript has 11 exons. The coding region runs from base 1043 to 4654 and encodes 1203 amino acids. Gene Ontology annotation, molecular function: ATP hydrolysis activity; ATPase-coupled intramembrane lipid carrier activity; ATP binding. Lineage: Eukaryota; Viridiplantae; Streptophyta; Magnoliopsida; Poales; Poaceae. Gene Ontology annotation, biological process: phospholipid translocation. Gene Ontology annotation, cellular component: plasma membrane.